CUGACAGCGAGACCGGUAACACGUGUGGUGGUGCGUUGGCGAGCCAAAUAUAAAUACACGAUUAUUACAUUGGCGACGAGGAUAAACUAUACAACCCUACAAUGUCGCAUCUUAUGCUUGAAAAGUUCGAUUGCGAAGGAGAAUCAACAUCAGUAAGUGUACGGUGGGAACGCUGGAAGCGAGCACUCUCUAUAUAUUUAGACGCUGCGGGUAUCGAUACAAGUCAAAAGAAGAAAGCUAGUCUAUUGCAUUUCGGUGGCUUAGAAUUACAAGAGGUAUUUUAUAACAUUCCUGAUACCAGUACGGACGACACAGACGUAUUCAAAGCAGCAAUAAAUAAACUAGAUGCUUACUUUGCACCUAAGCAAAGUAAAGUUUAUGAACGACAUUUAUUUCGAUUAAUAACGCAAGAAUCAAACGAAAAAUUCGAAAAAUUCCUGGUUCGCCUAAGGCAACAAGCAGAUAAAUGCCAAUUUAAGGAUAAAGAUGAACAAAUUAUAGAUCAAAUAACGGAAAAAUGCUCGUUAAAAGAGUUGAGGAAGAAAAUAUUACAAACAGGAGAUUCCAUAACACUUGACACUAUAAUAUUCGAAGCUAACGCUCUUGAGGCAGUUAACCGACAGCUUGAAGAUUUUGGUAAGGAAACAAAUAAAAGCCAAGAAGUUAACAAAGUGGAUUUAAAAGGGACACGAAGUACCGGAGGAAAUUAUAAAAAACGGAGGAGUAACAUUGAAUGUAGUAGGUGUGGAAAUAGGAACCAUGGGUCUCAAGAUAGCAAAUGCCCAGCUAAAGACAAAAAUUGUUUAAAAUGUGGUUUGAAAGGACAUUUUCGCCAGUUUUGUCGGACUAGAUUACCUAUAAAAAGAAAUAAUGAUACAAAUGAUUAUAAAACUGAAAACAAGAGAUUCAAAGGACAAAAUAAAGAUAAUGAGACAAGGAGUAAACCGAAAGACGACUUAAACUAUGUUUUUAGAAUAGACGAAGACAAUGAGUUAGAAUGUGAAGUUGGGGGUACAAAAGUUAAUAUGUUAGUCGACUCAGGCUGUAAAUGCAAUUUAGUUACAAGCAAAACAUGGAAAAUUUUAAAAGACAGUAAUGCAAUAAUGGAAAAUCGAAUUGAAAAUCCAAAUAAAACAUUUUAUGGUUACGGAAGCAAUCAACCAUUGAAUGUUAUUGAGUCCUUUGAAUCAAAUGUUAGGAUUGCUAGCAAAUCGCAGAAAGCAACUUUCUACGUGAUAAAAGAUGGCACGAGAAAUUUAUUAGGCAAAGAGACAUCUAUCAGCAUGGGGGUUCUCAGGAUUGGAUUGGAGGUAAAUCAGACAGAAAUGGAGGCACCGUUUCCUAAGCUUAAAGGUGUCCAAAUCAACAUAUCUAUUGAUGAUAAAAUACAUCCAAUUUCUCAACCACUUCGAAGAAUUCCCAUACCGUUAGAAGAAAAAGUGGACACUAAAAUAAAAGAACUAAUAGAUAGGGAUAUUAUUGAAGAAGUACAAGGUCCGUCUAAAUGGGUGUCUCCAAUAGUGCCGGUGCUAAAGGAUAACGGAGAAAUUAGACUGUGUGUCGACAUGAGACGCGCGAAUGCUGCAAUCUUACGAGAGAACCACCCAUUACCUACAAUGGACAAACUGUUACCCAAAAUGAAGGAGGCAAAAUAUUUUAGUAAACUGGAUAUAAAAGACGCAUUUCAUCAACUUGAACUACACCCCGAUUGUCGCUACAUUACUACUUUUAUUACGAGCAAAGGUUUGUUCAGGUAUAAACGUUUAAUGUUUGGUAUAGCAUGCGCCCCUGAAAUCUUCCAAAAGACACUGGAAAGGAUCUUGUUAGGAUGUGAAGGAACCAUCAAUUUUAUUGAUGAUAUAUUAAUUCAUGGGAAGAAUAUAGAAGAACAUGAUAGAAGAUUGAAGAAAGUAAUAGAAACGUUAGAAGAAAAUAAUGUGGUGUUAAGAAAAGAUAAAUGUUUAUUUAGAAAGACUGAAAUACAUUUUCUGGGACACGAAUUUUCAGAAAAAGGAGUAAGACCUUUACAGAAAUAUGUUUCAAGUAUACAAGGAUUUCGAGCACCUAUAAACAUAGGUGAACUUCAGAGCUUCUUGGGUUUAAUAAACUUUGUCGGGAAAUGGAUUCCUAACUUAGCCACUACAACUGAACCUCUCAAAGAGUUACUUCGGAAAAAGUCGGGGAAAGCAUCAGAAAUUACCAAAAACUGGGGACCCAACCAAAAGAAUGCGUUUGCAGAAUUAAAAUUAGCAUUAUCUAAUAUUCCUACCCUGGGCUUCUAUGACGUGAAGGACCGAACUAUAGUAAUAGCUGACGCCAGCCCUGUAGCAUUAGGUGGAGUUUUAGUUCAAAUGAACAAUAAAGGUCCCCGAAUUAUUGCGUACGGGCACAAAACAUUGACUGACUGUGAACGAAGAUACUGCCAAACUGAAAAGGAAGCGCUUGCAUUGGUUUGGGCUGUGGAGCAUUUUCACGUUUUUCUUUAUGGAAAGCAAUUUGAACUGGUAACGGAUCAUAAACCUCUGGAAGUCAUAUUUGGACCCAAAUAUAAGCCAUGUGCAAGAAUCGAGCGUUGGAUUAUGCGACUGCAGACAUAUGAUUUUAAGGUGGUUUAUAAGCCAGGUAAAGAAAACAUUGCGGAUAGUUUAUCUAGAUUAUGCCACUCGGAAAAACCAGCAGUUAAUUCUAUUCAAGAUGACAUACAUCAAAUUGUAGAGAUGACAAAACCAAAUGCCAUAUCAUUGAAAGAUAUUGUAAAAUAUUCAGAAGAAGACCAAGAGAUCAUUAAGGUCAAACAGGGUAUAUAUGAUAAUAACUGGGAUAGUAGUGUCAAAAAUUACUCGUUAUUUAAAAACGAGCUUUGUUUUUCCGACGGAGUGUUAUUGAGAGGGACAAGAUUAGUGAUCCCAACACAAUUACGAAAGGACGUCCUUGCAGCAGCUCAUGAGGGCCACCCGGGAAUAGUACUAAUGAAGGCUAGAUUGAGGACCAAGGUUUGGUGGCCAAGAUAUGACAAAGAUGCUGAAUCCUUGGUGAAGGGAUGCAAAAGUUGUACCCUGGUCUCAGCUCCAAACCCACCGAAUCCACUGAAGCGACGAGAAUUGCCGAAUGAACCUUGGGUAGAUAUAGCCAUGGAUUUAAUGGGACCGUUUCCGAGUGGUGAUUAUAUAUUGGUUGUAAUCGAUUAUUUCAGCCGAUAUAAAGAAGUCAAAAUUAUUCGUAAGAUUUCUAGUUCGGAUAUUAUAAAUAAUCUAAAAGAAAUAUUCAGCCGUUUAGGAAAUCCACUAACAAUUACGGCGGACAAUGGCAGACAAUUUUGUAGCCAAGAAUUUAAACAGUUUUGUAAAGAGAGGAACAUAAUUCUAUACAAUACCGUACCCUAUUGGCCCCAACAAAACGGCGAAGUAGAACGCCAAAAUCGGGACAUACUUAAACGUUUGAAAAUAAGUCAAAUGGAAAACAGUAAUUGGAGAGAGGGUUUGGAAGAAUACCUAACUAUGUAUAAUAGUACACCACAUAGUGUAACUGGCAAACCUCCUGCAGAAUUAUUCUUCAAACGACAAUUCCGUGAUAAGGUUCCGAUGGUGAGCGAUCUCAUCCGCCGACCAGAGGACUCCGAUGUGAGAGACAUGGACAAAGAAAAGAAACAGCUAGGAAAAGAAUAUGCAGACAGAAAACGCAAAGCAAAAGAGUGUAAUCUAGAACCGGGAGAUAAAGUGUACCUGAAAAACAUGCAUAAGGACAAUAAACUGAGUCUGAAUUACGAUCCAAUUCCGCACACGGUGGAAAACAGCAAUGGCGGAGAUAUAGAAGUCCGAAAUGAUUCUACAGGACAAAUAUCGAGAAGAAAUAUAGUUCACUUGAAAAGAAUCGAAGGGCAGUGGAAAGUUCUGGAUAAAAACGGAAGUGAAGCUGAACUCAAUUAUAGUAAUAAUGAAAUAGAGAAAAAAUAGGGAUGACCGUAUAUUUGAUUAUGUGAUGAUUAUCAAAGUAUCAGAAUUGAAUAGAUUAUUUGGGAAGUGAUUUAUUAAUUAUAAUUAAAGUAAAAUACUGAUUUAAUUAACAUUCCAACAAUAACUAAAAAA
Messenger RNA from Amyelois transitella, 4085 nucleotides. RefSeq lists its product as uncharacterized. Gene Ontology annotation, molecular function: nucleic acid binding. The record is from RefSeq and is a predicted model, not a curated record. The transcript has 2 exons. Bases 102 to 3953 code for a protein of 1283 amino acids. Gene Ontology annotation, biological process: DNA integration. NCBI's taxonomy places the organism in Eukaryota, Metazoa, Arthropoda, Insecta, Lepidoptera, Pyralidae.